Molecule: messenger RNA, 2279 nt
Organism: Amphimedon queenslandica
Lineage: Eukaryota; Metazoa; Porifera; Demospongiae; Haplosclerida; Niphatidae
Product: intraflagellar transport protein 81 homolog
Exons: 1
Coding region: 90-2135 (681 amino acids)
Biological process (GO): intraciliary transport; cilium assembly
Cellular component (GO): intraciliary transport particle B; ciliary basal body
Molecular function (GO): tubulin binding
Source: RefSeq, a predicted model, not a curated record
CAACUCUAAUAAACAUAACUUGGUCUGUUUUGGCCCUUGGUAUUGGGUUACUUGUUCCUCCUCCUUUUUGUGGCCUUCUUUGCCUCGAAAUGAGUGACCAGCUCCGUUAUAUAGUGGAUACCCUCCACAGGGAGCCGUACAAUAAGAGCUACACUAUAAUCUCAUUUGACUCACUUGACCCACUCUCUCUCCUACAAGUUGUUAACGAUGUCAUAGCUGAGAUUGAUCCAGAACAGAAGCUAGACCUAAGGGAUGAGCCAGCAGAACAGACUGCCCUUCGUCUCCUUGCAACUCUUAAAAUACUUAACUACAAGCCUAAGGAGGACGUUGGUCAGGGCAUGAAUACUUUUCGUCAAGGACUCAUUCAAGGGGAAAAACUAACAGUCUAUCCUCUUCUCUCGUGGUUACUUCAAAGAAUGCCGGAAUUGAAGAAACGUGCCUAUCUUGCUCGGUUUUUAGUUAAAAUUGAAGUACCGGUGGAGUAUUUACAAGACGAGACGCUUGAGGAAACGUAUCAAACUUAUGCUUCAAUGAUUGAGCACUUCAAAGAACUUCACAAAGCAGUCGAGUUUGAGCGAUCAUCUGAGUACAACACAAGUGACGUUAGGCGAGAUAUUGAGGCUAUGGAGGAAGAGAAGAAGCAGCUUUCACGUCAGCUAGAACGACUGAAGAGAAGAGUAGAGAUAUACCCCAGACACGAGGAGGUACUUGAUUCUGCUCGUAAGUUGAGGAAAGAGAAGGAGAGAGGGAAUGAUCUUAAGAAGCAGAAAGAAGAGCAAAGAAAGCAAUUAAACCAAGUUAAAGAGAAAGAGGCUAAGUUGAUACGUGAAUUAGAAGAAACCAAAGAGAUGUCUUCUGGACUCACGGCAGAGCUUGUGUUAUCUAAAGCCAAAGAAGAUAAUAAUCUCCUCCGUAUGCUUACCAGUGAUAAUCUCCCUAAGAAGAUAGAGGCAAAGAGACGGGAGUGUAUAGAGAUGGAGAAGGUUGUCUCGGAGCCUGUCGUGAGCGAAUUAGACCUUGAAGUGAUACAGCAACAGAUUGACGAGGUGAAUGAUGAGAUCCGGUCACUUAUAGACAAGAAAAUGAGCGAAGAUGAUUCCGGGACUGAGAACCUUGCACUGUUUAGACAGCAGGCAUCUCUCAUAGCUCACAAACGACAGGUUGCUGCAGAAACGAUAGAGAACCUAAUGGAAGAGCUUGAAGUAGUUAAGGAAGAGGAAAAAGAGAAAGAGAGGCAGCUUGAGGAGAUGGGAGGGAUAAAACUGAUAAAGGAGGACGAGUUUCGUAAGUAUAUAGAGCACCUUCGGGUCAUUAGUACCAUUUAUAAGCAAAAGAAAGGAGAGAUGUCGGCACUCAGGGCAGAAUUUGGCGUCCUCUCUCGAACGGAAGAAAUAUUGAAAUCGAAAGAUGAGAAUGUACAAGAUCUCUUGUCAUUCAUGGAGAAGAAGAAAGGAGUCUCAGGAUACAAGAACACACAAGACGACCUUGAGCAGGCGUCUAAUUUAAAGAGCGAGCUUGAUACGAAAAAAGAGAAAAGCCUCCAAGAAAUGUCAGUUUCAGUCCAAACACUAAAAGAUGUCAUAGAAGAGAAGAAGAGUGUUCUUGCUCCACUGAUUAAAGCAGUGAGGCCAUUACGUCAAAAACAUCAAGACGUGAAAUCAGUCCAUCGGGAAAAGAAAGCAACUUACGACAGCACGGCAGCAGGCCUGAAAAGCAAGCGGUCACAGCUUGAGAAGGAGGUCCAAGGACUUUGGAAUGACUGCAUAGCAGAGGAAAGCCAAUAUCACUUACUAAGCUGCGAAUUGGAAGCAGUGCGUCUUCACGAUCAAAGAGUCAAGGCCGAAAUGAAAGCCGUGGUUUCAAAGGAUCCAGCAGAGAAAAAGAAAAACCUCCGUGAUCAGCUAACACGUAAAGUACAUGAGCAGGAGAACUUGGGGCGGGCGCUGAGGGAUAAGCAAAAGGAUCUCAAAGAAACUCACAAAUUUGCAGUCAAGCAAGUGAAGAUGUGGCACGACCUGGAGAAGCUCUUCAGUAUAAAGAAGAGGUGCUUUAGCGAGGCUCAGGAACAGAAACAACGUACCAAAGACCUGCAAGAGCUCUCUACCACUGAUGGUCGCAUACAAAUAAUGAAUUAAUGAUUGCAAUGACAGCUAUGAGAACAAGAAUUAUCUUAUCAUUAUAAACAUUACUAUUAAUAUGAAAAUAAUUAUAAUAAUCAAACAAUAAUUUCCUACUAUUAUAGUUGUAUUAACUUGAAGUUUCAAUAUAAUGCAAAUAAA